CCUGCUUCGUUUUAUUGCUUUAACGAGCUUGCCUUAGUGCAGUUGGAUUGUGAACAAAACCAUGUCGUUUGAGUCUUCGGUCAGUGAUUCCACUGAUACUUUAUAACAGUUUUAAACGUAGCUAUGUGAUUUCUAUCAUCGUGGUAACGAAGAACCCUGAAAGAUGCCGCAGAAAACGCUGGGAUCCAUUGUAGGUCUACUUUGUACAGGGACGUGUUUGGCACAGGGUAAGGAGUUCUGUUUUGGUGUAAACAAUGAGAAAUACAGAUGUGACAUGGGCUAUUGUUGUGGAGAGACAGAGUGCUGCACGUACUACUACGAGCUUUGGUGGUUCUGGCUGGUAUGGACUCUCAUCAUCAUGCUGAGCUGCUGCUGUGCAUACCGUCACCGGCGCGUGAAGAUGCGUCUGCAACAGGAGCAGCGUCAGCGGGAGAUCAGCCUGAUGGCCUACCAGGGCGCCUCAAGCUCCUUCACCUCUCCACCGCCACUCAACUUCCGUUUCUGGACAGACUGCAAGCUCCCUGAUUAUGAGGAAGUGGUAGCUCAUCCCCCCACCCCUCCUCCACCUUACUCUGAGAUGCCUCCCGAAAUCUCACUCUCCGCCCACCCAUCCAUCACUCAGUCUGAGUCAGCUGUACUAUUGGAGCCCCCCCUGGAAGCGGUGCAGGCUGAGAGCUUGGCUCCUGAUUUACCGGAGCCAAACCCGGUGGCAGCCGCAGGCCAGUCGGAGCCCGGGGCGGAUGGAGAGCUGGAUGAGACCUUGGAGGAGGAGCUGAACACUCGGCGGAGGCAUGUGACAGGCGACUCGGGCAUCGAAGUGUGCGUGUGCCAAUUGGACGCGGACGAGUGCUCUGGUCCAGAGGAGGAUGAAGGCAGGGUCUGCCAGGUGGCUGGCAGCGGUGGUGGGUGCUGCCUCGAACACCAGGUCCUCAGGCCCAAGCCCUCCUGCACAGCCAGUGGAGAGCGUCUGGUCUGAGUCACACAGUACCGUGUUCAACGCUUCCAGCAAUAAGCAGGGAUGACGCUCAAAGGGAUGACAUACAAGGCACCGACUGAAGUCUUUUGACAUUCUGAAUGAGAAAUUUUCACCUGCAUCAGCAUCGAUGAUUGCAGAUUUUUUUCAAAUUCUCUCAAGGAGGUUUUCUUUAUUUUGUGUGGCUAAAGUUUCCUGUUUGCUCAUUCUCUCAAAUCACCCUUGUGUUGCUCUAGUUUUUUGUCAAGAGUUUGUCUAAAUUGUGGAGGUAAAAAAGCAUUUUAAGUAGUUUCUACACCCUAAUGCUAAGCAAACACAUUUCAGUAAACCAAAUGUAUUCAGUAAACCAAAAACAAGCUUUCCCGCCCACAGCGUCCGUCCCCCCGCGACACCCGACUCUUGUCACAAAUAUGACUUUCGUCACACACGGGCUGAAGAACAUGGAGCUAUUCAGAAACUCCUGGAAGAAGGUGCGCCCAGUGGUGGACUGAGCACUUUGUUUUUCCACAUGCCCGUGCUAACACGACUAAGUUCCUUUCUCCAGGACCUAGGCUCGGCAGUAGCGAGGGGGAGGGGCCAGACGGCAUGGCUAAGCGUGAAACGAUUCCUUGUAGAUGGGACUGUUGUGACAUGCCUCCCACACACCUUCCUUGCGCCUCUGCGUUGGCUUGCUGCCACAGCAUGGUCAGUGGUGGCUCCGGAAUGCCUCGAUUGCUGCUCUGGUUUCAGGGGAGAUUCUGCCAUUUGCCAGGAGCGACUUCAGCCCCCAGGCCCGGAGGCUGGGCCUUUCCCUGCAAAGUUAGCAGCUAUAAAAAGCAAGCGUUUGACUGCAUUUCCACCAGACUUGUAUAAUACACAUUUGGCCAAGUCACGUGUAUUAUUCAACUAUAUCAUCCUCGGAUAGGAUUAAGAUCUGUGGACAGGUUUUACUCUUUAAGCCCUGACAGAACACACAGUACAACACUGCAGUUCAGAAAGCAGGACAGGGAGUAAACAGCAUUGAAUACAUUGAUGUACUCCGCAUCAAUAUUUAAUUUGUGGGCUCUGAGUUGGCUAGAGGUCUGAGAGCUUCCUUUCCGUCCACGGGCACGUUCCACUUUUGCUCUCGCUCAAGCCGCUCUCCCUUAUCCCAGGCAUGGGAUCUGCAUGGGGUCUGCGUGAGCUCCACCCCUCCCAGCCGGCCUGCUGCCUAGCUGGCUACCCAAAAGCAGCAUGCACACGUGUGUGGCGGGAGGCUGCGCAUGCCCUUUCUCCGUCCACGAGAGGUGCAGAUUUAGCUCAGCUGGCUGCUUAUGCGUGUAAGGUGACAGAAAAGGCACCAUCCGUGCAUCCAUUUGCUUCUGAAUAACGGAGCAGAUGGUCGCUUGAAUCUCACAGUGCCCUCAGAGUCACUCCACUUUACCUCCAGCGCUCAUAUGCACCAGUUGCCUUCUGUGGCUGUUGAUAGCACCCGCUCUCAACACAAAUCGACUGUCAUAGAGUAGAUGGCGAGUUUGUAUUUAACCGUAUCAUUUUAUUUGUAUGAGGAGGGUUUAUAUGAGUUGGUGGAAGCCAUGGGUUUGUAUCCCAUGAUGCAGCCUUGCAUUGGUCCCAUAGUGCUAAUGUCUAGAAGCAGGGGCAUUCCCACAUAUAGAGCGUUUCACAUGAUUUGGGGGGGGGGGGGGUGUUCCUUAUUCUGUGACACUGGCGGCGCCUUCGUUCAUGGUAAUGCAAGUAUUGCACAGGCUUCUUUAGUUAUAGAUUUUAUGUUAAUCUAUGGGGUUGUGUCGAUAGUGAGCUUGACUGUGGUCCAUAAUCACUUCCAGGAACUUCAGCUAUAAGUUCAGAGCAUUUGAGGCAUUGAGGGUUUUUAUUUGUUGUGUUUUUCCCCCUUCACCUUCUGGAUGUGGUUGAGGUGACUUUUAAACAGGCAAAGUGAAGGCGUGUGUGUGUAUAUAUAUGUGUGUGUGUGUGUGUGUGUGUGUGUGUGUGGGGGGGGGGGGGGGGAUAGUAUAGAUAGGUGGUUGUUCUCCCAUCUGAUUGAACCUGCGAUUUUGAAUUGGUGUUCGUGAGAUGUUUUUGGAAUGACUGUGGUUGCUUGAGUGGUAGAACUUUAUGAAAAGUUUGUGGGGUUUACCCAGUUGAUGUGUAGAUGCAGAGUUUCAUGUGUUCUUUAUUGCAGUGUGAUCUAAAUGAGAUUUGGUAAACGUAAUCCUUGCUUUUGUGAUGGGCUCAGACGCCUUUCAGUCUCCACAUAAAAUCCCACGAACGGGGAGCCGAUUGUUGCCAAAACAAUAUGGCGCUACAUGUUUACCUGCAGAAAAGGGCUAGUUAAUAACAAACUUAGUUUAAAGUUCAUGUGAUUAUUGUGGAUGUCAGAUAUAUGAUUCUAAAUUUCAGAGCCCAUUACCUGGAACGUUGCAGUAGAAGGAUCACUGCUAGAUGGUGGGGCAGGUUUGAAAUGAUGCAUUUGUGGAAGUGGCCCCACAGGGCUCUGCCUUUUUGUUUAGUACUGUUUGUUCUUGUGUACAUAGAGAUGUACAAUACACCUGAUCUUUCUCUGUCCUCUACCUGUGGGAAUCUCCCUUACUUCUGUCUGGGGAUGUGCGUGGCAGCGAUGAGAGCUUCUCCUGUGCCUCUCGUGGUCCCAUCUUGCCAGACAGCUUGGACUUGGCAACAGAAACCGUAGCAACCGAUCCAAAACCCUACACUCGAGUUUUCCCCUUGAUGUUGACUGAGGUUGGGGGAAAGUCUAGUGCAGGCCCAUCAAUUUGAAGAAAUUUUGGUUUGGUUUCAGAAACUGCCAUACCACCCUUAGUGCAUGUCUCUCCCAAGAAUCUAGCCUGGAUCUGACCCUGUCCAGUUUCCACAACACAUCCAACUGGGAUGUUUACACUUUCUGUGCCUUGCUGUUCACAAUGAAAUUUUCUCAACGGAAAAUUCCCCCCCCCCCUCCCCCUCUCUCGCUCUCUCUCUCUCUCACCCUCACCCCCUCUUCUUCCCCUCCUCCUCUGUU
Molecule: messenger RNA, 3968 nt
Organism: Electrophorus electricus (electric eel)
Lineage: Eukaryota; Metazoa; Chordata; Actinopteri; Gymnotiformes; Gymnotidae
Gene: wbp1
Product: WW domain binding protein 1
Source: RefSeq, a predicted model, not a curated record